Molecule: messenger RNA, 1401 nt
Organism: Podospora anserina S mat+
Lineage: Eukaryota; Fungi; Ascomycota; Sordariomycetes; Sordariales; Podosporaceae
Exons: 3
Source: RefSeq, a predicted model, not a curated record
GCCCACAUCUACAACUACAGUUUCUGUCCCAAUCCACAUUGGCCCAGCUACUACGCCACCGCCUCUAGUAUCCAUCACUAUCUCAAAGACACAGCAGUCAAGUACGACUGUGAGCAGUACUUCAAGUACGGGCACAAAGUGACCAGUGCAGUCUGGGAUGAAGAGGUUGGAGAAACCCCAAAGUGGCCCAAAAUUAGGGGGAUGGAUCGCUUCAAAGGCCAGCUUGUCCACUCAGCCCUCUGGGAUGAGACGGUGGAAGUCGCCGGCAAGAACGUGGCAAUCAUUGGCAUUGGCUCUUCAGGGGUACAGAUACUUCCCGAACUCACCUUCAGCUCAGACCCCAAAUCCCUUCUCGCCCACCGUCGCGCUCUCACUAACGAACGCAACGCUGGUUUCAGGGCUUCAGGCGGUGGGCGAUUUCCUCAAAGUGCAACCCAGGAAGCUUGUCGAAAGAGUAUGGAGUCACGACUUCAGGUGGAGACCUCAGAAAAAGGCAGGAUUAUCGCUAAACGGCUGAUUCCGAAAUUUUCUGUUGGUUGCAGACGAGUAACUCCGAGCAAGGAUUUCUUGGAGACUUUGCUGGAUGAUAGAGUGGAGUGUGUCUUCCUCGAUCCACAGUCUAACCAGGCUGGAGGGAGUCCAGGUACCUCUAUCAAGACGUUUACCGGGCGGGGAAUCAUGCUGUCACAUUCGGCCAGCGAGGAGGAGGAGGAAGAACGAGAAUUUGACGUGGUGGUAUGCGCUACAGGAUAUGAAGCGUCGUACAUCCCCUCUUUUGAGCUCGUGGGACGUGAUGGGGUGAGACUUGCGGAGCGAUGGAGCGGUUGUCACCGGGAUGGAGGUACUAACCCAGAGUGCUACCUUGGCACAACGGUGUCUGGCUUCCCCAACUACUUCAUGUUUCUGGGUCCCAACUCCCCGGUUGCGAAUGGAGGGUUGGUGCAGGCUAUCCAAGCUCAGGGCAUGUACAUCUACAAGUGUGUGAGGAAGAUGCAGACCCAAGGCGUAAGGUGCAUGGAGGUUCAAAGGAGUGUCAUGGACGAGUACAACGAACAUGCUCAGGCGUAUCUGAGGGGGAGUAUGUGGACAGAAGGAUGCCAGAGCUGGUACAAAAGAGUCGGCGAGGGAGGGGAAGACAGGGUAAUUGGUAUUUACCCUGGGAGUGCGUUCCAUUUCGUGGAGAUGAUGAGGCAUCCAAGGUGGGAGGACUACGACUUUGGCUAUGGUUAUCCCGGCAUGGUUGGUAGUAGGAACGGGCCCUCUAUCAGACAAAAUAGGUUUGUAUUCAUGGGCAACGGGUUCACGAGGAGGGAAGCUAUGGGUAAGAGUAUAGGCGGCACCUGUGUUGAAACCUUUGAGGAAUACUGGGACCUCAUGGAGCUCCCAGGUAUUCACAGUUAG